AUGAACAACUCGUCCUUUUCAACACCAGUACCUGGUCUUUCCGUAUCAUGUGUACCGUCAGAACCUGUAAGCAUCCAGCUACAAGUAGCGAUGUUUACUUUACUGGUGAUUUUUUCACUUAUCGGCAAUUCUUUGGUGAUUCUGAUUGUGGCGAAGAACAAGCGCAUGCAUACAGUUACUAACGCUCUCAUAACCAAUAUGAGUGUCGCUGACAUUCUAAUAACAAUUCUUCCAAUGGUAUGGGAGAUAGUGCGGAUCAUACACUUGCCUAGAGGAAACUGGCCCUUGGGAGGGUUCAUGUGCACCUUUAUGCACAUGUGCAUAUAUCUUUCAGUAGCAUGUUCGAUCCUCAGCCUCCAGGUGAUCACGUGUGACAGAUUCCUUGCCAUUAUGUUCCCAUUCAACCGCACCAUAACGAAAAAGAUGUUGCCAUACAUACUGGUAUCCAUAUGGGUAAUUUCAGUGGCUUAUGCUUCACCAACGAUUUAUGCCAUGGAGCUGGCAGAAUUUGCUGGCGAUACCUACUGCAUUGAGAAAUGGAAUCCACCAUUUGACGCCAAAAACAGUCCAGUGCAUUACACGAUCAUCUUGUUCGUUGGAUUGUACGCCUUGCCUCUCCUAACAAUGGCAGUUAUGUAUACAGCUAUCGCCUGGAAGCUUUGGAAGCGCAUAAUUCCUGGGGAGAGCACAUCUGAGACAGAGAAACAACUUUUAAAGCAAAAGAAAAACGUUAUCAAAAUGCUCUUGGCUAUAACUUUGUCCUUCGCUAUAUGCUGGCUUCCAGUUUUUGUUAUGCAAUUCAUCAUGUUUACAAGUGAAUACUAUCAGAAAUGUUUUACUUCGUUUCCCACAUGGUUCAUCUUCUUCGCCUUCUUCAUGCAGUACCUGGGCAGUACAAUCAAUCCCUACAUUUAUUUCACUUUCAGCGGGACUUAUCGCCGCGGGCUGAAAAAUUUGGUUACUUGUUUCAAGAGAAUCGAACCAAAUAGCACGCUCGCGACAAAACGAACUGUUCACAGAAACACAAUCAAUACAUCAGGUCUAAGCACAACUAACUCUGCUCAGACGCCCAUAGUGGCUACAGCGCAAAAAACUCAAGAUGGUCUUCCGAUGACUGGGAAAGGUGAUAGUGUAAUACGGGAGGAGUCGGCGGAAAACCUGGCCUCUUCAGAUAGAAACGCAAACAUGGUAGUAUAA
Molecule: messenger RNA, 1197 nt
Organism: Rhopilema esculentum
Lineage: Eukaryota; Metazoa; Cnidaria; Scyphozoa; Rhizostomeae; Rhizostomatidae
Product: neuropeptide FF receptor 2-like
Biological process (GO): G protein-coupled receptor signaling pathway
Cellular component (GO): plasma membrane
Molecular function (GO): G protein-coupled receptor activity
Source: RefSeq, a predicted model, not a curated record